Molecule: messenger RNA, 1661 nt
Organism: Hibiscus syriacus
Lineage: Eukaryota; Viridiplantae; Streptophyta; Magnoliopsida; Malvales; Malvaceae
Product: serine/threonine-protein kinase D6PK-like
Exons: 2
Coding region: 51-1595 (514 amino acids)
Biological process (GO): protein phosphorylation
Cellular component (GO): plasma membrane; cytoplasm; nucleus
Molecular function (GO): protein serine/threonine kinase activity; ATP binding
Source: RefSeq, a predicted model, not a curated record
UUUAUUGUUUUCUUUCAGGCAUUUCGUCGAACUGGUUUCUCAUUUAAAACAUGGAUGAACAGCCUCCCAAAAACGAAAAGCUUGAAACUUUUCGCGUCACCAACACUCUCAAAGACCUUUGUUUGAACAAUAACAAUGUUAGCAUUUCUGGGUCUGAUUCUCUUUUCAGUUGUAGCAAUAACGGAAGUAGCAGCAGUGGCAGUUUUCAAGAUGUUAGCAUCAAUAAGAACAGUGUUAGCUUUAGUUUAUGUAGUAGUGUUAGUAAGAAUCCGGAGAGUAGUGACUGUGAAGAGAGUGAAAAGAGUAGCUUUAGGAGCUUUUGCACAUCGAAACCUCAUAAAGGAAAUGAUAGGAGAUGGGAUGCGAUACAGCAUGUUAAGGGCAAAGAUGGGGACUUGGGGUUAGCUCAUUUUAGGUUGUUGAAGAAGUUAGGGUGUGGAGAUAUAGGGAGUGUUUAUUUAGCUGAGUUAAGAGGGGUGGGAUGUUUGUUUGCAAUGAAGGUUAUGGAUAAAGGGAUGUUAGCUGGGAGGAAGAAAUUGAUGAGAGCACAAACUGAGAGAGAGAUAUUGAGGUUAUUAGAUCAUCCAUUUUUACCCACCCUUUAUUCGCAUUUCGAGACCGAGAAGUUUUCUUGUUUGCUGAUGGAGUUUUGCAGUGGUGGGGAUCUUCAUAUUCUCCGGCAACGACAGCCGGGCAAGCAUUUUACCGAACUUGCGGCACGGUUUUAUGCUUCAGAAGUCCUUCUAGCCCUUGAGUAUCUACACAUGAUGGGGGUGGUGUAUAGGGAUUUAAAGCCUGAAAAUGUGUUGGUGAGGGAGGAUGGCCACAUUAUGCUAUCAGAUUUUGAUUUGUCAUUGCGGUGUUUAGUCAAUCCUACUCUUGUGCAGUCAUGUUCCGAGCCAUCAUGUAGAAUCGCUUCGUACUGUGUUCAACCAGCUUGCAUUGAUCCAGCAUGCAAAUUACCGGUAUGCGUAGAGCCUGCUUGUUUGCAGCCAUCUUGCUUUAAGCCUCGGUUUCUUAGUUCUAAAGCAGGGAAGGUGAAGAGUGAAAGAACAAAUUUGGUGAGUUCAGAUUCAUUUCCUGUGCUUAUUGCAGAACCAACAAACGCCCGGUCCAUGUCAUUCGUUGGGACACAUGAAUACUUAGCUCCCGAGAUUAUAAGAGGAGAUGGUCAUGGGAGUGCUGUUGAUUGGUGGACAUUUGGUAUUUUCUUGUAUGAAUUACUACAGGGACGAACGCCAUUCAAGGGAAAUUACAAUCGGGAGACCUUGUUCAACGUGGUUGGUCAGUCCCUAAAAUUUACAGAGGGAUGUUCAAUCAGUUUUGCAGCAAAGGAUUUAAUCAGAGGUCUGCUGGUGAAGGACCCUCAAAAGAGAUUAGGCUUCAAAAGAGGUGCCACUGAGAUCAAGCAACACCCUUUCUUCAAAAGCGUUAACUGGGCUCUUAUCCGCACCACGCAUCCUCCAGAAAUCCCUAAACCCAUCGAUAUCACAUUGCUAAACCGAGAAUUUAAGUCGUCAGUGCCUCCAGAUGAUACGGGAGCCACAGACUCAGACAGGUCAUCUGGUCCUUACUUAGAUUUUGAGUUUUUCUGAAAUAGUGGUUAGCUUAGAUUAUUGUUGUAUCAUGUUUUCAAUGGAAUCUGUCUUUCCUUUUUGCCA